AGUAGUUACUCAUCUCCUCUCUUGUCUAUCCCACACACCGCGCCUCCUGCAUCAAGUCCCACAAACAAUGCCCACAGGAAGCUGCUUCUGCGGCGCCAUCCGCCUCGAAUACACUGGCCAACCUCUCCAGGUGGGAAUCUGCCACUGCACCGACUGCCGCAAACUAACCAGCUCUACCUACUCCUACUGCCUCGUGCUCCCUACCGCCAACUUCGCCGUGCGGACCGGCUCCCCACGCUCCAUCGCCAAAACGGCCGACACCGGGAACACGAUUCGGAAUUGGUUUUGUGGGGAUUGUGGCACACCACUCUACGGACACCGCGUUCAUGACGAUGGACGGGUACUAGGCGAUGGGGUGACUAUCCUCCGGGCGGGAGUGUUGGAUGAUGCUCAGUUGCUCGAUGAGAUGCGGCCGGAGGCGGAGUUGUUUACGGAGAGGAGGAUGAAGUGGGUUGGGCCGGUGGAGGGGGCGGGGCAGGUUUGUGGGAUGUUGAAGAUUUCUUCUUAA
Messenger RNA from Aspergillus saccharolyticus JOP 1030-1, 508 nucleotides. RefSeq names its product GFA family protein. The coding region runs from base 68 to 508 and encodes 146 amino acids. The transcript is spliced from 3 exons. Gene Ontology annotation, molecular function: carbon-sulfur lyase activity. The record is from RefSeq and is a predicted model, not a curated record. NCBI's taxonomy places the organism in Eukaryota, Fungi, Ascomycota, Eurotiomycetes, Eurotiales, Aspergillaceae.